Molecule: messenger RNA, 1407 nt
Organism: Oncorhynchus nerka (sockeye salmon)
Lineage: Eukaryota; Metazoa; Chordata; Actinopteri; Salmoniformes; Salmonidae
Product: pro-neuropeptide Y-like
Exons: 5
Coding region: 136-528 (130 amino acids)
Biological process (GO): feeding behavior; neuropeptide signaling pathway
Cellular component (GO): extracellular region
Molecular function (GO): neuropeptide hormone activity; neuropeptide Y receptor binding
Source: RefSeq, a predicted model, not a curated record
UGUAAUAGGAAGGGCUGAUGGAGGAAGAUGAACAGGAAGGGCUGAUGGAGGAAGAUGAACAGGAAGGGCUGAUGGAGGAAGAUGAACAGGAAGGGCUGAUGGAGGAAGAUGAACAGGAAGGGCUGAUGGAGGAAGAUGAACAGACAGUCCAGGAUGCUUGCUGACAAACACAGUUGCGAGCACAGAACAGUCAUUCAACGAAACCAUCUCCAGUCUUCACAACAUAAAAUGCGCCCUAACGCAGCGAUGUCUCUGGGUAUGCUGGCCGUGUUCUUGCUGAUAUGCAUGUCCAAUCUGAUGGCCGCGUAUCCAUCCAAACCCGUCAUUCCCGCAGAAGAUGCGCCUGUCGAGGACUUCGCCAAGUACUUCUCUGCACUCAGACACUACAUCAACCAAAUCACUCGACAGCGGUAUGGGAAAAGAUCCAGCCCUGAUAUGGUGUUCUCUGACCUGCUACAGAGGGAGAGCACAGAGAGCGUCCCACUAGCAAGCUAUGGAAGAUAUGAGGAUCUACCGUUGUGGUGGUGAAGCCAGUGUAUUACGGACUUUCAACACCACACUGCCUGUUUGUCACAGCACCACAACAACACCACACUGCCUGUUGGUCACAGCACCACAACAACACCACAACAACACCACACUGCCUGUUGGUCACAGCACCACAACAACACCACAACAACACCACACUGCCUGUUGGUCACAACACCACAACAACACCACAACAACACCACAAUGCCUGUUGGUCACAGCACCACAACAACACCACAACAACACCACACUGCCUGUUGGUCACAGCACCACAACAACACCACAACAACACCACACUGCCUGUUGGUCACAGCACCACAACAACACCACAACAACACCACACUGCCUGUUGGUCACAACAACACCACACUGCCUGUUGGUCACAACACCACAACAACACCACAACAACACCACACUGCCUGUUGGUCACAGCACCACAACAACACCACAACAACACCACACAACACCACACUGCCUGUUGGUCACCGACUCGACCUGGACUUGAAUGGAUAUCUGCAGCCUGCAUGAUGCAACCACCUCCCUGUCUGUCUGUCAUAGUAGAAGUGUCCUGUACAUAUGUUACUUUCUCCUUUUGUGCAUCACACUGUGUACUGUAAACCAAAAUAAACAUUUACUGGUUGGAUCAAAUACAUCAUAUAAAGUACCUUGGAUCAAUGUUUUACAAUGUGACUCUGUUUUAAGUAUAUAAACAAGAAAAUCCUAGGACUCCAGAAAGUAAGCAAAGUGGUCUUUCUUUUACACUUAUUGGAUACUAGUUGUUCCUGCCACAACCAGGACCAGGACCUACACCUAGAACCACUGCUGCACAGGGUUCUCUUUGUUCCCACAGGGUUUACUAAGAUAUACUGCCCUCUUCUG